CUUUAUUAUCUCGAGCUACACUGAUGUCGAAUUGAUUUUGUGUCCUAAUUUAGAAAAAAAAAUAAAAUGUUAUAUUCAAAAUAUAUUUACUUACUUAUUGUACUUAUUUCAAUCGUACAAUCUGAUGGAGAUAAAAGUCAAAGGAAAGAAUAUGAAAAAAACAACUUUGCUCCACAUAAAGUAAAACAUCAAAAUCUAAGAAGUCUGGAGCAACCAUUUCGAAUGGCAAAAUUGAACAUAGCUUGGGUGAGAGCCCAAAACAUCUUAAGUGAUUCUGUUCUCAAGUCAUUUUAUGCGGAGUUAAAAACUCAAGACAAAGAGUUAUUCGAAUGGAAGCAUACAGGCAAAAGAAAUGGCGGCGCGACGAAGGAAGAACUUCUACAAGCAAAAGUUAUGAAUAAACUUGCCAUGGUCAUGGAAAAAUAUGGCUUACUAGACGAAAUUGAUGAGACGAAAAAAGAAAUUCCCGUUAGAAAACUUAAAGGAAAAGAGGUACAGUAA
This is a messenger RNA of Eupeodes corollae, 501 nucleotides long. RefSeq lists its product as uncharacterized. The coding region runs from base 67 to 501 and encodes 144 amino acids. NCBI's taxonomy places the organism in Eukaryota, Metazoa, Arthropoda, Insecta, Diptera, Syrphidae. Gene Ontology annotation, biological process: regulation of receptor-mediated endocytosis. Gene Ontology annotation, molecular function: receptor antagonist activity; low-density lipoprotein particle receptor binding. The transcript has 2 exons. Gene Ontology annotation, cellular component: endomembrane system. The record is from RefSeq and is a predicted model, not a curated record.